Molecule: messenger RNA, 4976 nt
Organism: Fusarium verticillioides 7600
Lineage: Eukaryota; Fungi; Ascomycota; Sordariomycetes; Hypocreales; Nectriaceae
Exons: 2
Coding region: 966-4133 (1055 amino acids)
Biological process (GO): signal transduction involved in filamentous growth; establishment of cell polarity; osmosensory signaling pathway via Sho1 osmosensor
Cellular component (GO): site of polarized growth; extracellular region; cell surface
Molecular function (GO): osmosensor activity
Source: RefSeq, a predicted model, not a curated record
UGGACGGUGGACCCAUGCUGGGUGCUUGGUGUUGAUGUUGGUGGUCCUGGGUCACACCCCCUUGAUCCUCGUCCCCUUGUCCCUGUCGUGUUUCCAUGCCCUUCCCAUCUCCCCAUUCGCCUUCAUUCCUUCUUUUCCUUCCAUUGCCUGCUUGGUUACGGACUGUACUUGCUUGCUCACUCGCUCGUUGGCCCUGUCGCUGUCCCUUCUUUUCUCCAGCCUUUUCUUACAUCUAGUACUUACAUACCUACCUUUACUCUCCUUCCCCUUCCCUCGUUUUCUCUCCACACCCGACCUCACCUCCAAUCGACAAGCAUCCAAGGCGUCGUCGACCGUCACUCUCGAUUCUCGACAGCGCUUCUGCGUCUGCAAGCCGAUCCCUCGCGAGACCCGUUUACGACUCUGACUCCCUCACGCUCCUUUCACCUACCACGAACGGAGUCUGGCUGCCAGUAGGACCUCUGGAGGUUCUAGCAAUCUAAUCAGCAAAUGUCGACGUAACGAUUGAUUUAAUAACAUCCCUCGCCAAACCGACAAUCUGCCUAGACUACGACACCUGAAGGAACAAUCCCGUAACGGAUCCUAAUCUGAACGACACGCGUCGGUUUUGAAUCACAUUUGACGAUAUUUCGUCAGUCACUCUUUUGAAUUGAUUUUGGAAUCGCAUAUACAUACGCUCUACGCAAACUAUAUGUGAGUUGGACUUUAGUUCCGUGUUGUAUGGCUGUGGUGUCCCGAGUUUCGACAUCUGGAAAGGAAUAAUGUGGUGAAGGAGAGGGCGGAUACCGGACUACACAACGGAUCAUGGCACAGGACGACAACUAAUACGACUAAACAGAUUACACUCGUUGACCUAAUAGUCAAGUACAUUCGCUGAAACUUAUUCCUGACACAUACUCAUCAUCCACCCAAUCCGAUCCUCAACACUGUAAAUACUCAGUCUCAACCACCAAACAGUAUCAACAAUGCACGCAAAGAACUUGAUUGUUGCCUUGGCUCUGGCCUCUUCCUCUGUUGUCGAAGCAAACCGACCACGCAUGUACAUCCCUCGACAAGUCAAGCGAGAAGUCGGGAACAAUGCACCAGAAAACCAACCAGCUCCUGUGAUAGAGAAGCGGGAGCCUGCUGAUUCGUUCAUCAAGAGCCUGAUUGACAAGAACAGCCGAAAACAAGCGAGCCAGGAGGAUGGCGUCAACUUCGACCCAACACUACCUCUGGGCUUCAAGAAGUCUGGACCUAGUGCCAGCGCACCAGCUCUCAUCAUUCAGCCAACAACAAGCGAGGCCCUGACCACCGAACUUGCUGCCUCGACCGACGCUCCCACAGAAGCCGAUACUGGCAUUCUCCUAGCACCCAGUGGUAUCGUCACAUCAAAGACAGCAGCUGAACCCGCCAAGACGACAGCAGAUGCGGUCAAGGAGCCUUCGACCGAGGCACCGAAGAAGGAGGAGACGAAGCCUGUCGCCACUUCCGAUGUCGUUGCCAAACCUGCUACCACUGAGAAGCCUAAGGAGGAGACCAAGCCCGCAGCUACCACAGCACCUGCUGUUGAGGAAUCUUCAUCUGCCAAGACUCCUGAAAAGAAGCCUGUCGUCGAGACUAAGACCGAGGCGCCUGUCCCCGUCGAGACCGUGACCGAGCCCGCUGUCGUUGAAACCAAGACCGAGAAACCAGUCGAGUCCAAGACUGAGAAGCCCAGUGCUACUAAGGGCCUUCUCGAUCCGGUCGAGAGCAUCUUGACAUCUGUGCUCCCCGUUGCUUCCGACUCUAAGAAGGAGACUAAGACCGAGGAGCCAGCAGUUGAAACCACCGAGAAGCCCAAGACCGACAGCGAGAAGGAGACUCAGUCAGCUCCCGUCGAGACCGAGACUGCUAAGCCCGCUGAGCCGGAGACCACAAGCCCAGCGGUGGAGAAGCCUGCUCCCACUAGCAAGGGCCUUCUUGAUCCCGUCGAGACUCUGUUGUCUUCGGUUCUUGCUGAGCCCGCCGACUCCAAGACCAAGGACCCUACGGCUGACCAGACUGAGUCCAUCUCUCAACCCGAGGAGACUGGAAAACCCACCAAGGAUCCUCAGCGUGAUGCCUCUAAGCCCCAAACUGAUGGUCAGACUCUCCCAACCUUCAGCCCUCCGGCUGACGAGACCACCGCCGCCCCUAAGACUGGUGAGACUUCCAAGGAUGGUCUGCUUGACCCCGUUGAGACUCUUCUGAGCUCCGUCUUGCCCAACCAGCCUGAUGUCAAGACCACGUCUCCUGAGGAAUCUUCAGCUCCUGUUGACAGCCAGCCUACCUCUGCUUCCCCCAAUGGUUCUGAGCAGACUGUUUCCGCUGCUCCUUCAACCGAGCCUGAGACCACUGGCCCUGCUGAGAUCAUCCCUACCAGCAUUCUGCCCGAUCCUACCAAUAUCCUUCCUGUUCCUACCGAUGUCACAUCUGCUGUUCCUGAGGCCUCAAGCCCGGUCACUGUUUCACCUGUGGUACCUACAACUGCUUCUCUCCCUGAAAAGUCUGAAAGCGGUUCCCCGGACGUUACUUCAUUCCUGGACCCCAACACCAAGUUUCCCCAAACUGGCAGUGUUGCACCUACUGAUGCUCCCAACACAACUGUGCCUGAAGUGACAUCUGGUAUUGAUGUUACGCCUGAGCCUACCAGCGAGCCUAUCAACGGAACGGAGACCAUCCCUAAUGUUACGGGUGAGCCUCAGACUACUGGUGCCCCCGAGCCUACCAGCGUCGCCACUGAGGAGCCAACAAACAUCACUCAAAGUGCUAUUCCUACUGGAGCUCCCACCAAUGAGCCCUCAGGAAACACCACAGCGCCUGCUACUGAGCCUGCUACUGAACCUGCCACCAAGCCUGUUGACACAGCUUCUGGCUCUGUUCCUACUGGCAGCCCUGCCACUGAGACUGAUGCGGAAACCAAUGGCACUGCUACCGUUGAGCCUACCAAGCCUGCUACUGACGUUGAGACUCAAAGCGCUCCUGCGACCGAAGGCGAGCAGACCUCUGCUGUUGCCCCCACAGAUGAGCAGCCUUCAGUUGCGCCCACUUCGCAACCUCCUGUUGAGACCGAGACCAGGCCUGAGCCUGAGCCUACUACUCUGGUUCCCACAGCUGCUGUUCCUGUUACCAGCAUCCGACCCACUGCCACCCUCACCAACACCAACAACUGGCUGCCCACCACCAUUGUCUUCGAGCCUACAUCUAUCCCCGCACAGCCUUCGCAGCCGACUGAGACUUCAACCUCCACCGGCCUUCCUGCUAACAUUCCCCGUGUUAUCCUUCCUAACGAUCCCAACAAGCCUAUCCCUGAAGGCUCUGUUCCCAUCCAGCUGGGUUUCUUGUUCCCUUUUAACUACAAGUUCCUGGCUCGUAACACUGUCGCAGCUGCUCAGCUUUUCAAGUACCUCCCCAAGGGUCUUGCUGAUGCUGGUGGCUUCUCCAAGGACCGCAUUCUCGUUAGCAAGAUUGUUCCUCUCGACACACAGUCCCAGUGGGGAUAUAUCACUGCUCUCGCCAAGAUCCAUUAUCCCGAGAACAUGAUCGACAGUCUCCAGGCUGACCUCAUCACCCCCAACUCGCCAUUGUACAACAAUGAUCUUGAGAUCGUCCGUAACCUGACCUCCGUCAUCAACACCAAGAUUGACAUCUUUGGUGACUCGGACACCGACAAUAACACAGAUAAUGGUAACUCGGAUGAUGCCAAUAGUGGCAACGGCGAUGUCUUCGGUAACAGUGGCGAAGGUGACAAGUCUGCCAAGCAGAAGGCCACCACUGCUGGUAUUGCUGUUGGCGCUGUUGGUCUCAGUGUCAUGUAUGGUGCUGCUAUGUUCUUGGUCGCCCGACGAUACAAGCGCAAGAAGCAACAGGGCCACCGCCGUGCUAGUUCCAUUGGCAGCAGCCAGCGUUCUUCUGAGAUGCAGUACACCGGUAACGGCAGCCCUGCUCUCAUGGGAGGUGCUUUGAUGAGCCGUGACUUCUCGGCAUAUGGCGCAACACAUGCUGAGCAAGGCCAGGUUCGUCCUGGCGGCCGUGACAGCCAUGGCAGUGGACGCAGUGGCAUGGGUAACUCUGCACGAACAGCGUACAUCUCUGCGCCUGUUGCUGCUGAGAACUCUCUUGGAUGGAACUGAUCCAAAUCACACCCAGACGGCUGAUCGCCCUCAAACCAUACACCAAAAAAAUCUAUACCUUUUCACCAGUGCACCAUUUUUUUUAUUAAACAACACUUCGAUACCCUUCAGGUGGAUUGUGAUGACUACCCUACCACUACGACGCGGUGAUCAGCUAGUCACUACGAAAAUCGCUCGACAUGAGCAACCCCAACUCGAAAUGUUUCCUUUCACCAUGCUCUUUCUUCAUCAUCAUGUUGAGACGACGAUGCGGCAUGAGCCUUGCUCUUCAUUAUAGACUUACAGGUCGGCUGCCCCGGCCCUACAUCAUUUCCCCUUCACGCCUGACGCCUCCAAAGGGGUAGAGCCCCCACGUCCCUUUUACUUAUUCGUUCGGCUCCAUCCUGGCGACCUGGCCAACCUUUUUUUUUUUUUAAUGCUUUUGACCUUUCUUUUCUCUUGUCAUUGUUUAUUGUAUCUUGUCGUGGAGGAAUUGAGUUGUCGAUGUGUAAGAGGAGGGAUGGCGAGGCAAGGGACAACGGGGAGAAGGUGAAAAGCUUGGCUAUCUACCUAGACAGGCGUUUCGGGACCGGGCAGCAGACAAUGAGAGCAGGUUCUGGAUGAUAGAAUACAUGUCAACUUGUAUAUAACAGGACUAUUUUCGGUGUGUUUGGUCCAUGACUUGUAUGCCUUUUUAUCACUUCUGAGGAGAGCGAUGGGAAGCGGUGGUGUUGUUCAGACUUUUGAAAACGUUAGAAGCCAAAGAAAUCCAAUUAAAGAAAGAAAUGGAUACUCGUGAAUGCUCUAUGUCUUGCCUGUCUCAUGCAAAUGUUCGUAUUGAUAUCUCCAAACAUUGACUAGCCA